GCCGCCAUGACGCGGAGCUGCUCCGCGCUGGGCUGCACCGCGCGCGACACCGGGCGGAGCCGCGAGCGCGGCAUCUCCUUCCACCAGUUCCCGGCCGACGCCGCGCAGCGCCGCCAGUGGAUCCGCGCCGUGAACCGCGUGGACCCGCGGAGCCACCGGGCGUGGCGGCCCGGCCCCGGCGCCAUCCUCUGCUCCCGACACUUCGCCGAGGGUGACUUCGAGCGCUACGGGCUGCGGCGGAAGCUGCGGCGGGGGGCCGUGCCCUCCCGCUUCCCCCCCUCGGAGCCGCCGGGCGCCGGCCGGAGGAGGAGCGGGACCCACGGCCGAGCGCUGAAGCAGCCGCUGCCCAGCUCCCCCGCCGGGGACCACAACUACAGCCUGCAGGGACAGCGGGCGGCCGAGCCGCGGCCGCCGCCGGACGCCCUGCGGCAGCAGCAGCAGCAGCCCCCGGCCGCCGGGAGAUGCGGCCCCGCGCACCGGCGCAGAACCGUGCCGAGCAUCCUCGGGGAGCUGGCGGAGAAGCGUCAGCUUUCUGAGGAAGUCGUGAGUUUGCUGCAGGCGCAGUUUUCAGAUUUGCCUCGAGAGUUGCACAGCUGGAGGCAGAUGGCAGACUACUCACCAGAAAUGAGGCAAUUUGCUUGUCUACUCCACCUCUACCAUAUUAAGGCCUAUGAUUACCUACGGAAGAUUCUUCCCCUCCCUCAUCCUUACAGCCUGACAAACUGGCUGUCUAAUAACGAGGCUGCUGCAGGCUUCAGCAGUGACAUUUUUCUCCGGCUUCAGGAAAAGGUGGAGAGAGGGGAUCAGGCCUACGGCUACUGUGCCGUGCUGGUACAGGACAUGUCCCUGCAGAAGCAGUGGGAGUGGGACCCACAGACCAAGCAGCUGACAGGCUUUGUUGACUUGGGAGCAGGCAUCCUCGAUGCUGACGAAGCUCCGCUGGCAUCGGAAGCGAUAAUCCUCAUGGCAGUCGGCAUCUCGAGCCCUUGGACAGCUCCCCUUGGCUAUUUCUUUGUGAGCAGCACUUCUGGCCACUUCCUUGCUCAGCUCCUUCGUCAGGCCAUCAAUAAGCUGAACAAUGUUGGGAUCGUGGUCCUGGCUGUGACAUCAGGUGCCUCUGCUUGCGGUGCUGAGACUGCCAGAGCUUUGGGGAUCAGGAUGGAUCCAAAAAGGAUUCAGUGCACUUUCCAGCAUCCACCCGGUUCUGCUCACAGCAUUGCAUACUUCUUUGACGUUUGUCAUGCCCUCCUGCUGAUAAGGAAUGCUCUGCAAUGCUUCCAGAAGGUGGAGUGGCUCGGUGACACCGUGUGGUGGCAGCAGGUGGUGGAGCUGGCAGCUUUGCGGGAGCAGAGGGUGUUGGAGCCGUGCAGUCCUGAGUCAGGCAGGGCUGGGAGUAAAGAGAGUUACCACCUGAAGGUCAACCCUGCUACCCUGCUGUUCAGCGAGGGUGUUGCUGAGUCGCUGGAGCACUUCCAGAAGCUGGGCCUGGCCUCAUUUCAGAACUGCAGUGGGACUGUCAAGUUUGUGCGUCUGCUGAGCUCUCUGUGCAAUGUAUUUUAUGGCAGAGGGCCCUAUGGAAAGGAGCCUUUGCUAGCUGGAAAUUACACCAAAAUAAGCACCCUCUUCGAUGAGGCCAAGAGCUUCUUUGUCAACUUAACAGACUCUGGGGGGAGAUACAUCAUUAAGAGCAAACGCAAAUUAGGAUUUCUGAGCUUCUUGCUAAAUGCUGAAAGCCUCAAGUGGCUUUUCUCCAACUAUACGUGUCCAGAAGACACUCCUUCCCACCACCUCCACACACAUGCCUUCAGCCUGGACCCUCUGGAGCAGUUUCUCAGGGCCCUCCAGCAAGCCUGUGGCAGCAGUGGCAGCCCCACCUGCGCUGUGUUCCAGGCUGCUUACCACAGACUGCUGGCCAGCUGCAGCCUGGCACCGGGCUCACCGCACAGCGCUGGCAAUGCGAGCCCCUGGGACAGAUCCCUGUCUCGGAGGAGAGAUCUGACCCUGGGCAGCAUUCGUGCUCAGUAUCACCCAGCUCCUGCGAGGACUCUGGCCCCAGAGUGCCCCUACAGGGCAGGCCUGCUUUUGCCCAGCUCUGCCCUGAGCAACGCGCUGACGGAUCUGUCGCUGUACACACGGAGCCUCACCUGCACUGCUGGCUGGGUGGCUGAGCAGCUGGCCUUGGACUUGCAAUGUGAGGCUUGUCUUGCCUCUCUCUUUGAGGCAGAUGAGAGCAGGCUAAGGUACAGGUCAGUGCUCUACAUCAAAAAGUUAGGUGGUGUGAGUCUGCCCUCGCCCAGUGUGCACCACAUAACAAGCAUUUCAGAACGAGUCUUAAGCCGGUAUGGCAAAGUAGGAGGUGCCAACAAAAAUACUAAGCUGUGGCAUUUGGCUCUAGAACAGAAAGUCCUCCAGGAGCUUCUGGGUGAAAGCCCCCUCUUUCCCACCCUCACAAACCAUUUAUUUGAGGGGGACCUGAGCAUCAACAACCACUACACAGUCUUGGUAAAGGAAAUAACACAGUGUUACUUAAACAUAAGAACAAACCCUGCCCCACACCUGAAUUUGAAAUACCCUUGUGGAAGGCACAGAUUGAAGAGACUGAAGGGAAAACAUCUGUCUCCAUCACCACUGGGUAGCUGUCAGUCAAGCUAAACCCACACAGGGUCUAGCUGAGUACUCUGCUGUUCCAAGGAUGGCUGUUCCCUGCUGAGGCUCAGUGCUGGACAGAUCUAGGCAACACAUGAGCAAACAAGGCUGGCAAAACUAGUGGUGAUAAGCAGUGAUGUUUUGGGCCAUUCCAAACCCCCAUAGCAGAGUUUAAACUGAGCAAAGCAAGGAGGUUUAUCUGAUCCUGUGUUCUUUCCAGCAAUCCUGCAACGCAGCCACAUCUAUCAUGAAACUUGCAUGGCAGGUCAGGAUGAGCAACAGUUGCUCAAGGUGCCUGGGGCAGUGGUAGGAGACUCUGCAAUGGCCCCAGAAGUGCUGGGUGGCUUUAGUGCUGUGAGUGCUCUUGCCAGGAGAAAACUGAUGCAUAUUUGAUGGGGUUGUGGGGAAAUGGUGCACUGGCACUUUGAUUUCACCAAAGCAGAUGUGCUUUAUAAAAGCUGGAGGCAAGAAAGCUUGCAGAGCUUCUACUUAAAUAGGAAAAUAAAGAUGUGAAAAGAAAGUGGCA
This is a messenger RNA of Corvus hawaiiensis (hawaiian crow), 3172 nucleotides long. It is a transcript of the gene THAP9, whose product is annotated as THAP domain containing 9. The record is from RefSeq and is a predicted model, not a curated record. The transcript is spliced from 5 exons. The coding region runs from base 7 to 2652 and encodes 881 amino acids. Lineage: Eukaryota; Metazoa; Chordata; Aves; Passeriformes; Corvidae.